UUUCCGUUACACUUCCUGUUUUGAGAGCGGAAUGCGUUUACAGUAUCCCAUAUAAAGGCUUUUAUAUUACAAUAUCCGAUUAUACACAUAUUAAACACGUUUAUAAUAUCGUUAAAUACUUUGAUGGAUGAUUCAUGACUUUGAAGGGGCAUCGGAAUGGAGAAUCGUUGUUAUUCGUGCACAUCAAAGUUCAGUCUCUUCAAAAAGGAGUUGAGCUGUAAAAACUGCGGCCGCUCCUUAUGCUCCAGCUGUUUGACUCUCAGCGCUGUGGUGCCUCGCUGUGGCAACACUCUACAGAAAGUGUGCAAACAGUGCCACGCCGCCCUGACAGGUGCCGGGAAUACUCCUAACAACAACAGCAACAAUAGAUGGUCUCCUCCUGAGAAUUAUAAAAAACGUGUUGCUGCAUUAGAAGCUAAACAACAUGGUCAAUCAUCACAUGCUCCAGGAGGUAGUAUAAAUGCCAAACCUGCCCCACCCAUCCCUAAAGGUCUCAAUAAAGAAGAUCAGGCCAUUGCUGAGAGACUACACAAACUCAAGGAGGAUAUAACUCAAAAAUCCCUCCCAUCUGACAAAGAGCUCGAGUCUCGCCUUGCUGCUUUGAAAGCUCCAAGCAAACCAGUGCCUUCUGCCAAAGAGAUGGAGGACCGCUUGGCAGCUCUAAGGGGCUUGCCUCCCCCAUCUCAAGCUCCUCCACCUGUGCACAAGCCUCCAGACAACAGGACACAGACUGAACAAGCCAAUGAUCUAAUUACUCAAAUGACUGAGGAAGUUGCCAUUGACAACACACAAACAGACGCUGAAAGCAGUGUAGAUUUGGAGUCUAUGAAUGAUUUAAACAAAGUUGAAGCAAGAGCCUUGGAGGAUAAUCUUGAAGAAAAUAAUGAGAACUCCAAGCAGUUAGAGGCUGAAAAGACUCGUGUGCUGGAGGAGGCCAUGCAGGAGCUGAAGAAAGAGAAACACACCCAGGAUGAGAUACUGCAGAUGGCAAAAAGAUUAGCACAGUUGAAAGGACAGGACCCAGACAAAGUUACCAGGGAGGACUUUCAGCGCCCUGACAGUGAUGAAGAGACUGAGGAGGAAGCUGUUCUAAGAGUGUUAAAACAGCUUUCAGAAGAAGCUGCAUUAGAUGAGGCCAGUGGUUAUAAUAUACCCCCAGAAAUGAGUGGGCCCAGAAACACAGAAAAGAAAGCUGUCUCUAAAAAGGCACCAGCAGCUAAAGGUAAAAAUAGAACAACAGCCAUUUCUUAUCAGCAAUCAGACAGUGAUGAUGAAGAGCUCCCAUGGUGCUGCAUCUGUAACCAAGAUGCAACUCUUCGGUGUCACACCUGUGAUGGAGACCUAUACUGCAACCGCUGUUUCAGGGAAGGCCAUGAUAAAUAUGAUAGGAUGGAGCACCGCACUUCCAACUACACUGCACCAAAGAAGAAGAGGAAGACAUGAUACAGGGCUUUUCUGUCUGGUUAGUCAUUGUUAGACUCAAGUGCCCUAAUACUUGCCGCUGUGCUAUUAGCUGGACUCUGUGACACAAAAUAUUUCAACUCCCUUAUAAUGCAUAGAUAAUGUAUACAAAAUCAUUAGAUCAGUAGAUCAGCAUAUAAAUCUAAAACUGUAAAUGUUAUUUUGCAUCAGCAGUAUAAGUAACUCAAGCUACUCAAACUCCAGUUACAGUGUUAACAGCUGCCUGGCGUACAGCACCGAAGUCCAGAUAUCUUGAAGUUUUUUGGCAUGUCCCAAUCCUGGAUAGCAACAAAAGCUUAUCAAAGACGCACUUUGCACUUGUUUGCAAUGGACUAUUUUUGGUCAUAAACACAAACGUUAGUGCUCUGGUAAGACGUACACUCAUCCUAUUGUCACAACUGAAGCUGUUCUAAUAUUUAUCAUCUAUAUUUGUCCCAGAGUUUGAUGUGCUCGUUCGCUUUUUAUCCUAGUGUACAGUUAUAUUUUGAUUAAAUUUAAGUUUUCAGAGGCAUAAAUGGGCCAUAUGUUAGACAGUGGACAAAGUACAGUAAUGGAAGCCCAAAAGACAUAGCAUGUGUGAUAUAGCAUGCAGUGAAGGCCAUACUGCGGUUUGAUCUGAGCAUUACCGUCUAGCUAACUGAGGAGAAACCCUAAUUACCAGUCUCUCUAGGGGGCCUGCUCCAUUAUGGCGUGUAUAGAGGCCGUUACUGCAUGUUUGCCUUUUUGGUCGUGUCGUAUACAAUCACAGACAGGAAAUGGACGAGGCUAAUGGAUGCAUAGUUAAUGGACUUUGCUGCUGUAGUUUUCUCUGUGUUUAUUCCUAGCCUUGACAUGCUGCUUGCUACUCACUUUCUAAAAUCAUAUGCUGACUGUCUUUCCAUUGUGUCUACUGCAUAAUGUCAGACCUUACAAUAAUGUACUAGUUUUAGAGCAAUAACUGCAAGCAAUUCUGGUAGCAGUGUUAUUACAUUUAAGAGUAGAGUAGGAUGUAGAUGUCAGAUGCUCCUGUUUAUAUUUAUUUGUACUGUUCAUCAAUAAAUCAGAUGGUACUAUGAUGU
Messenger RNA from Periophthalmus magnuspinnatus, 2519 nucleotides. RefSeq names its product zinc finger, FYVE domain containing 19 (gene zfyve19). The transcript has 11 exons. Gene Ontology annotation, cellular component: centrosome; cleavage furrow; midbody. The record is from RefSeq and is a predicted model, not a curated record. Gene Ontology annotation, biological process: abscission; mitotic cytokinesis checkpoint signaling. Bases 157 to 1443 code for a protein of 428 amino acids. Lineage: Eukaryota; Metazoa; Chordata; Actinopteri; Gobiiformes; Gobiidae. Gene Ontology annotation, molecular function: phosphatidylinositol-3-phosphate binding; metal ion binding.